GGCAAAUCUAUUUCUCUUCACUUGCAAACCUGUGCGGUUAUUGCAAACACACAGUCCUAAGCGUAAAUUUCCAAAAUGCUUCUAUUCUCAAAGAUUCUGUGGGCAGUGGUGCUAACAGCCGCUCUCGCAACUUCAUCCAGCGCGUCUAGAAAAGGUAAAGGCGGUGGCAGCGGAAGGGGCGGUUAUGGUGGCCAACAAAGAAUGGGCUAUGGAGGUGGUCAUCCCUCACCAGCAAGAGGAUACGGGAAUCACGCUGCACCCAUGCAAAAAGGCUAUGGCGGUCACGCUGCUCCCGUAAGCGGAUAUGGCGGCGGUCACUCUGCUCCCGUAAGCGGAGGUUAUGGUGGAUCCGCAGCUCGGCAACCUAAGAAAGGAGGAUAUGGAGGUCCGAUGCAAGGAGGCUAUGGCGGUCACGCAGCUCCCGUAAGCGGAUAUGGAGGUCACGCUGCUCCCAUAAGUGGUGGCUAUGGAGGUCACUCUGCUCCCGUAAGCGGAGGUCAUGGUGGUCACUCUGCUCCCGUAAGCGGAUAUGGAGGUCACGCAGCUCCCGUAAGCGGAGGUUAUGGCGGUCACAGUGCGCCAAUGCAAGGAUACGGCGGCGGAGCUGCGGGAAAAGGAUACGGUCGUUAGUAUGCUGCUUACAAGCCACAACAAGAUCACGCUUAACCCUUAAAUUUUGGACUCAGUAUUCGCGUUUGAAAAGACAAACCCUUUCGGUUGACCACGAACUUGAAAUGUAAUUUCCCAAAAAAUACCGACAAAAAUAAACGUUUUUUUGUCUAA
Molecule: messenger RNA, 783 nt
Organism: Daphnia pulex (common water flea)
Lineage: Eukaryota; Metazoa; Arthropoda; Branchiopoda; Diplostraca; Daphniidae
Product: glycine-rich protein DOT1-like
Exons: 4
Coding region: 76-630 (184 amino acids)
Source: RefSeq, a predicted model, not a curated record